Molecule: messenger RNA, 2803 nt
Organism: Agrilus planipennis (emerald ash borer)
Lineage: Eukaryota; Metazoa; Arthropoda; Insecta; Coleoptera; Buprestidae
Product: WD repeat-containing protein 36
Exons: 5
Coding region: 95-2788 (897 amino acids)
Biological process (GO): rRNA processing
Cellular component (GO): small-subunit processome; Pwp2p-containing subcomplex of 90S preribosome
Molecular function (GO): protein binding
Source: RefSeq, a predicted model, not a curated record
UAUAACCUCACAAAGUCACAUAACCUCUACUAAAAAUAUGUAAAACAUUUACAUUAAAAUUGAAUUAAAAAAUUAUACAAUACUUUCAAUAAAAAUGGUUCAGGGAAGUAAAGUGUUUGCACCCCAUCGUUGUUUAGGUUAUGUUAGUAAUCACAUUCCUUUACAACUACGAUACAUUAAAAAUAGGAAGGAACAUUUGAUUGUGACUUGUGCCGGUAAAUUCUUCCUUACUUACGGAAUUAGCCACUUUAGUUUACUCAGUGUUAGUGGAAUUCAUCCAUCUGAUAUUACUUGUAUGACUUCUGAUACAUAUCAUAUAUACACAGCUUGUGAAAAUGUUAUUUAUGCAUGGAGACGUGGUACAGAAUUGAAACAUGUUUAUAGGGGCCAUGCAAAAUCGGUUCAUCUUAUGCUACCUUUCGGAAUUCAUUUAAUUUCAAUUGACGAAGGAAAUAAAGUCAAAGUUUGGGAUAUUAUAAACGAAAAUGUCCUUUUGGAAUUACUAUUUCCUAUUCAAUCAUUCAAAAUAAGUGCAGUUGCUCAUCCAAAAACAUACAUUAAUAAAAUCCUUUUCGGAAGCAAACAGGGUUCAAUGCAAUUGUGGAAUGUGAACAACAGUAAACUAAUAUACUCCUUUAAAGGCUGGGACUCUAGUAUUACAUGUUUAGAGCAGGCUCCAGCAUUAGAUGUAGUUGCUGUUGGAUUGGCAUCAGGAAAAAUUAUCUUACAUAAUUUAAAAUAUGAUGAAACAGUGAUGGAAUUUGUCCAGGAUUGGGGUUUAGUCACCAGUAUAACAUUCCGUACUGAUGGACAUCCUAUUAUGGCAACAGGCAGUACAAAUGGACAUAUUGUAUUUUGGAACCUUGAAGAUCAAAAAGUGGCUUCACAAUUAGUUUCAGCCCAUGAAGGAGCAGUGACUGGGAUGAUUUGUGUGCCAAAUGAGCCCCUGAUUCUUACAUCUUCACCUGACAAUACACUAAAACUUUGGAUAUUUGAUAUGACAGAUGGAAGUGCAAGACUCUUAAGAAUAAGAGAAGGUCACUCAUCUGCUUCAACAUGUAUUCGUUUUCAUGGCUCAAACGGUCAUAAUAUCUUGAGUGCAGGAAAUGAUUCAAGUCUUAGAAUUUUCAAUACCCAAACUGAGCAGUUCAAUAAAAGUUUAGGUGUAGCGUCAUAUAAUCGCAAAGUUAGUAAAAAAAGAAAAAAAAACGCUGAAGACUCUUUAAGAAUGCCACCAAUAGUGUUUUUUGCUUCUGAAACCACAAGAGAAAAGGAAUGGGAUGGAAUUGCUGCAAUACAUUCUGGCUUGCCUUUGGUUACAACGUGGUCAUAUAAUAAGAAAAAGAUGGGAGAUUACAAGUUACUUCCAGAAAGGUUACAUAAAAAGAAGUUGAAGACAGAAUGUUCAGUAACUGCCACUUGUUUGACUCUAACAAAAUGUGGAAAUUUUGUUAUAGUAGGAUACACUGACGGAUAUGUAGACAGGUUUAAUAUUCAGUCUGGGAUGUGGAGAACUUCUUAUGGAAAUCCUUCAGCUCAUGAUACUACUGUUAGGGGCACAGCUGUGGAUUCACUGAAUAAUGUCGUUAUAACAGGCGGCAGUGACGCAAAAAUUAAAUUUUGGACUUUUAAUGGGAAAGAGACUACACCGUUACGAACUUUAUCUAUCGAAGAAUCAAUAAAUUUUAUAAGAUCUCAUCCUGAAAGUUCAUUGAUUUCUGUAACCACAGAUUUUUUCUCUAUUUUGGUUAUUGACGUAUCAUCGAAAUCAAUAGUUAGAAAGUUCUGGGGCCACAAAGCUCAAAUUACGGAUGCAACUUUUAGCCCUGACUCGCGUUGGCUUAUAACUUCUGCAAUGGACUGUACAAUUAAGACUUGGGACAUACCAUCUUCUCAAUUAAUAGACCAUUUCAAAACAGAAGUACCCUGUAUAUCGUUGUCGAUGUCUCCUACAGGAGAAUUUCUGGCUACAGUUCACUUAGAUAAUUUAGGAGUGUUUUUGUGGAGUAAUCGAAGUAUUUAUUCUCGCGUUUCUCUAAAAAACUUAUCUCCCAGUGACGAGCCUCCCCUCAUGAUGCUUCCAGAAAUAAUUAAUGAAGGUAUUAAGGUGGAAGAUGAUGACGAAGAUGAGGAUGAAUUAAACAAAGAAUUCAUUUCUAAGUGUCAAAUAUCGGAUGAGUUGGUGACUCUUUCAGAAUUACGAAACUCUCGUUGGCAAAAUAUCUUUAAUAUGGACAUAAUUAAGCAGAAAAAUAAACCGAAAGAAGCUCCAAAAGUGUUCAAAUCUGCACCGUUCUUUUUACCAACUGUAGCUUCCUUGACCCCUAAGUUCGAUUUUUCGAAAAAUAAUGAAAACAAAGAGCAGGGCAACGUGAUAACGCUCGAUAAAAAUUUCCAUACAUUUUCUCCGUUUGGGGAACUUUUAGAUAAGACAAAAGAGCUGAAUAAUUUUGAAAAUGUUGUCGAAACACUCAAGUCAAUGGCUCCGAGUAUGAUAGAUUUCGAAAUUAAAUUGCUGGAUCCAGAUGUAGGAGGAACAGUAGAUGUUAUGGUACAAUUUUUAAAAUGUAUAGAACACAUGUUAAAUUCCAAUAACAAUUUUGAAUUGGCUCAAGCAUAUUUGGCUACGUUCUUGAAACAGCAUUUUAAAACUGUUAUGGUAGAACCUAAACUUGUUAGUAUGUUACCUACACUUCAGAAUUGCCAUUCUAGUACUUGGAACCGUGUGCAAGAUAGAAUGUUGUAUAGUCUUUGUGUUGUUCAAGCGUUAAAAUUGUUUGAUCAAUAAAGUUUUUCCAUAUAA